Molecule: messenger RNA, 306 nt
Organism: Hyphopichia burtonii NRRL Y-1933
Lineage: Eukaryota; Fungi; Ascomycota; Pichiomycetes; Serinales; Debaryomycetaceae
Exons: 1
Coding region: 1-306 (101 amino acids)
Source: RefSeq, a predicted model, not a curated record
AUGCCUGACUUAUUUGACAAUUUAUACAAUAAGAUUUCAACUUCUUUCAACGGUGGAAGAUCCACCCACCACUAUUCAAAUGCUUCCCGGGUCAACACUGGUAGGUUUUAUAGUUAUCAUGAAAACUCCACCAAUAAUAAGUAUUGGUUACCAAUAAAUAAAGAUAUGCAGAAAGCAGCUGAUCACAUCCAGGACACCAAGACCGUUAAACCAAGAAUGGGUAGUGUUAGUUCUAUGAAUUCAGAGUCGGACUCUGAAGAUCGAUCAAGAAUGGGGAGUGUUUCCUCUGAAAUGCUGACCAAGUAA